Danaus chrysippus (African queen) is the source of this 1098-nucleotide messenger RNA. The record is from the annotation of a GenBank genome assembly. Lineage: Eukaryota; Metazoa; Arthropoda; Insecta; Lepidoptera; Nymphalidae.
AUGUUGGCGCAAUACGCAAAGGUCAAAGAAGGAAUUCGCGCGGUCCGGCGCUUGCGACACAAACAAGGAGGUUCUUACCAAAGGGUUACCGAUCACAGCUGCACACGGCAGACAUCUGAGCUGGAGUCACUGCUUUGUAAGCAGGAGGGAGCUUCGCUGGCGCCGUCCCACAUGGAGCUAUUCGAUGGCGGCACGAGCUCGCGAGACGAUGCCUUCCUCCGUCCAGCGCUGUGGGAAGACAUCGCCUCUUCAAUCAGGAACAUCGACCCUGAGAACGCUAACAUGCUCGCUCCCCUCGGAGCCACACACGUUAAACUCGAAGCUGAGGAUGCACUACUGGAGGAGUGCGUCACUCCUCUGCUCAGCCCACUGGAGAUUAAGACGGAAAGACUCUGCGCCCCGCCGACGUACGCGCAACCGCAGCCGCCGCAGCAUCAACCACACCAGCAACCUGCUAGCUCAUUCUCAAAGUACCCACCAUCGAGGCUGAUUUACAUGUCACCGUUGACACCGCCGGGAUCCGAUCAAGGCAGCCCGGGGAACUCGAUGCAGGGCGGGCCACGCAGGACGCCGCCACCACCGUACCACGCGCCACCACAUCCGCCACAGCCACCACCGUUGCUGCGAGCACCUCAUCCACUUCCGCCACAACAUCCCUUGCCACAAACUCAUCACCAUCCGCAACAGGCGAUGCAGCAACCGCAGCAGCAGUUACAGAUGGCGCCACAACUGCCGCAAGUGCCUCAUCCUACGCCACACUCACGACUCACCUCACUAUCCGUCAAAUACAACAGACGGAACAAUCCUGAACUAGAGAAGAGAAGAGUGCAUCACUGCGACUUUAUCGGUUGCACUAAGGUCUACACCAAAAGUUCUCAUCUGAAAGCCCAUCAGCGAAUACAUACAGGAGAGAAACCGUAUACUUGUCAAUGGCCCGAGUGCGAAUGGCGGUUUGCAAGAUCCGAUGAAUUGACGCGUCAUUAUCGCAAACACACCGGCGCUAAGCCGUUCAAGUGUGCGGUAUGCGAGCGCUCGUUCGCUAGGUCGGAUCACCUGGCGUUGCACAUGAAACGGCACCUGCCGAAGACGUCCAAAUGA